AUGGCUACGAUGGAUGCUCUCUGGAUGUCAGCCUGGUCAUUGACCUCGUCGACAUGGAUGUUGAUAUCAGCACUGGCCCUGGUUCUUAUCUACGUGAUAUACAAAAGACACUCUCAACCUAAGAAAUACACCUUCCCCCCAAUAACCCCCCUCCCCAACUUCAACCAUGAAACCACAGACCCCAUAUCCCUCCGUCCCUUCAAACCAAAAUACCACUUAACCAUGGGCCUCACAACUAUACCCCCCUCAGACCUCCUCCCCAUCGACAAAACAUACGAAUCGCGUCUCGAGCUACGCUCGUCACUUAUCUCACAGCAUAGAGAUACAGUCAUCGGUGUCUGUGAUGAUAACGGGGGAGAUGCAAGAGUUCGCGAUGCUGUGGAAGAGUUGUAUGCGUUUGUUAUCGGGUGGUACUUACCAAGCCGGUAUCCGACUAUGUUUAGGGUUAUCGCUUCACCAGCCAGGGAGAAAGGAAAUGGGGAAGAGGUGCUGGAGAACAAAGUAACAGGCGAUAUCCGGCCCACAACACUCGACAGCACCCAAACCACAGAAUCAGCCCUAGAAAUCCUAGGCAAAACCAUCGAUGAAGACUUCCUAAUCCUCCUCCCCACCCAAUCUCCCAACAAGCCCCCAGAGGACCAGAAAUACCACCUCUCCGCAUACAUAACCUGCUACCCCAACGGUUUCGACCCAGCCCAGAAACUAGGCCUGCAACUAUCAACAAUCCACGCCCCCGUCCCGGGGUACAGCGAGAAAUUGGAGAAAAGCAUGGAUCGGUUUUUCUCGAGGAUCGAGGUUGGGAAGGUUGUUAAACGGGUGAAUUGGAGCGUUACGACGGGGGCGGGGCUUUUUGCGGCAUUUAAGGGGACGCAUGCGAGGGUUGGGGAGGAGGUUAGGGAGAUGGGGAGGGGGGAGUUGGAUGUUGGGUCGACGUUUCUGCGUUGUGAACGGCAGACGCUUCAUCGGUUACCGACUAAUAAAGCGUUGGUUUUUGCGCUCCAUACGUAUACGUAUCCGAUUCAGCAGAUCAAGGAUGAAGGGCUUGGUGAGGAAUUGGCUACUGCGAUUGACGGUUUGAAAGAGGGUAACAUGCCUGAGAUGCAUUUCUACAAACGGGGUUUUGUAUGGGGAGAAGCUGUCAAGGCGUUUUUGCGGAGUUAA
Molecule: messenger RNA, 1161 nt
Organism: Aspergillus glaucus CBS 516.65
Lineage: Eukaryota; Fungi; Ascomycota; Eurotiomycetes; Eurotiales; Aspergillaceae
Product: heme-dependent oxidative N-demethylase family protein
Exons: 4
Coding region: 1-1161 (386 amino acids)
Source: RefSeq, a predicted model, not a curated record